UAAACUAUUGUUGUAUACAUAUUCACUAUUCAACGGCCACUUAAAUAGGAACUAUACUUUAGAAAGGUUCUAUUUGAAAAAAAAAAAUAAUCCAGAACUCAAAUGGAUUUCACAAAUAAAGUUGUAUUAAUUACUGGCGCAAGUUCAGGAAUCGGAGCGGCGACAGCGAUAUAUUUCUCAAAAUUAUCUGCAAAGCUAGCCUUAACCGGAAGAAAAGAAAAUAAUUUGAAAAAGAUUGCUUUGUAUUGUGAGAAGGCUAAGGGAAUAAAGCCUUUGACUAUUGUGGCAGAUUUAACAGAAGAUAUAGACGUUGAAAAACUUGUCAAAGAAACUAUAGAACACUAUGGUAGACUCGAUGUUUUAGUUAAUAAUGCUGGUGUAUUAACUACUGGAGGAAUAAAGGAUACGAAUAUGGAGAAGUAUGACAGAGUUAUGUCAACGAAUAUGCGAGCGGUUUACCAUUUAACGAUGUUGUGUGUCCCACAUCUUUCUGCAUCCAAGGGUAGCAUAAUUAACGUAUCUAGUAUCGUUUCUUCAAAGGCCAAUACCAUUUAUUUACCAUAUAAUAUUUCAAAAGCUGCAUUAGACCAUUUCACGAGAUGUGUAGCCUUGGAAUUAGCACCAGAUGGUGUUCGUGUAAACUCUGUAAAUCCUAGCUUUGUCAAGACUAACAUCCUAAAAGAUAUGGGAUUAACUGAAGAUCAAAUAGAAUUAUUAGUUCAAAAUAUUGUGAGCAGAACACCUAUGAAAAAGACAGUUGAAGCCAAUGAUGUGGCUGGUGUAAUAGCAUUUUUAGCAAGUGACCAAGCCAAGAGCAUUACGGGAUCGUGUAUGUCAGUUGACGGAGGCAGCAUAUUGUAUUAAUUAUUUUUUAAAAUAUAAAACAUACAAAU
This is a messenger RNA of Vanessa tameamea, 893 nucleotides long. RefSeq lists its product as uncharacterized. The coding region runs from base 103 to 864 and encodes 253 amino acids. Gene Ontology annotation, molecular function: oxidoreductase activity. The transcript has a single exon. Lineage: Eukaryota; Metazoa; Arthropoda; Insecta; Lepidoptera; Nymphalidae. The record is from RefSeq and is a predicted model, not a curated record.